Symbiodinium necroappetens is the source of this 2703-nucleotide messenger RNA. The record is from the annotation of a GenBank genome assembly. Lineage: Eukaryota; Dinophyceae; Suessiales; Symbiodiniaceae.
AUGGACACAUUGAAGUCUCGCUGGCAAGUUGCAUGCCGGAAAACGACAGGGCAGACUUGCUUCGGAUUUGCGAGAACUCUUCUGUUGCAGGAGGGCUUGUGGAUGGGACUAUGGAGGCCGGGGCUCGCAGCCAACGUGGCUUCAAUGGGCUGCUGUGUUGGCAUGAGGAACGGGCUCUACACUGUCUUCCGUGAUGGCAUUGGCCACUUGGAAGACAGAGCUUCUGGUAUCCCACCCAGUGCGACUGGCAAGGCUGGUCCAGUGGCAAUGUUCACAGCCGGACUGUUUUCUGGCAUGGCUGGCUACAUCAUCACGGCACCACUGCUGCAGGUGAAGACACGGAUGCAAGCCGAAGCCGGGCGAAUUGGCCCUGAUGGGCGGUAUGUAACCGGUCUUCGUCGUGGGCAUGCGCCCACAUAUCGAAGCACAUUUCAGGCGCUGCAUGCUUUGGCAUCCGCAAGAUGUCCCCAUGAAAGGAUGCGAUCCUUGUGGAGAGGAGCUGGUGUGAUCGUGGCACGCGGUGCCGCGCUUUCGGGCUCUCAGCUCAUUUCGUACGAUGCCUUCAAAACGAUGAUGAAGGCCUAUAAUUUGAUGAAGGAUGGCACCGCCGAUGUUAUGCCCAUGAGAUCUGGAUCCAUUCACCAUGCUUCUGAGCUGGACUUGCUACCUUGUCGUGCCAUGGCCCUCUUUUUUGGGAGGUCAGGGUGGUACGGCGAGGAUGAGAAUGAACAGGAAGAGGAGGAGGAUGAAGAGCGGCAUCCAGAUCCGGAGCAAGUUCAGCGCCCACGGCCUCAGUGCAUUCUCCGGAAUGGCAAGUGGAUGGAGGUGUGGCCCGAACACUGGGGCAUGCGCAUGCAUCAAAUACGGGAGCUCCUCAACUCCUGCAAGGAGGAUGUUCACUGGCACCAGAGCCAUUCUGUUCGAGACAUGGUGAAUCAGCACCUGCUUCCUCGAACAGCUGGCGAAGGAGUUGGUUAUGCUGUGAAAAUCAAUCGACAGUCACCUUUGGAAGUAGAUGUUCUUAUAUCGCACUCUUGGAACGAGAAUGCGGAGGAGUUCGUGGAUACCCUCGAGCGGACCGUCGAUCCUGAAGAAGUUCUUUUUGUCUGUGCCUUUUCAAUCUACCAAAAUGAGGACAACGCGGGACCUAGCAUCGCCGAGCAGAUCGGAUCCUCCACACGGCACAGCCCUUUUGGGCGGGUCUUGUCGCAUAUCCAGGCGCGUGGUGCAAGUGCGGGUUUCUGGUGGUGGCCACGACGCACGUUCUACAUGCUGCCAGGCUUAUGUCUGCUGUUGGCGCUUGAGCUCUUUAUGGUAUCUCAACUUCUUUGUGGCGGAGUGGCUGGAAUAGAGAAACUAUAUAUCUUGGAAGUGGCUUCUGACAAGUACUGCAGCAAUUGGCGGGAGGGGAAAGGCACAUGUUUGGCGAGUCACUGGGUCGUCGCUGACCUGGACGGUUACUGUGCUGCCACCUUCCCUUUGGUAUGGAGCUUGGUGCUCUUCGGCAUCAUUUUGGAAGUGGCCCUGCGCGGCGUGUCUCGCUGGGUCUACAGCGGCCGCAUGGUGGCCGUGCCAAAUUACCAAGACAAUCUCUACCAGAGGCUGUGGUGUGUUUAUGAGAUAUUCAUGGCCACUCAGCUCAGGGUUUAUGUCUCUUUGGCGCACACACUGGCUCCAGCUGGCAAAGUCCAUGCCCGGAACGCCGGUUGCUCCAAUGUUGACGACGAGGCUCGGAUACGCAGGGAGAUUGAGUCCUUUGGAGCCAGAGUUCGUGCAAGGUCCAAGUCAAAGCUUUUCGAGCGCCACGGCACGGACUCGGAGGAGGCUGCCGCAGAGGAGGGGUAUCGGCGCGUAGAUGCCUCCAUCACCUGGACCACGACACGUGCGAAGCGGGAAUGGCUGCUGGUCAUCCUUCGUAUCAUACUGCUGGGUACUGCGCUGCAAGGGAGCGUGACUGUCCUCUCCCUUUCUCUGGGCUUGAAAAAAAGAUACUUCGCUCUGGGCUACAUUUUCGCUUUCUUCUUAUACAUGGCUCUGAUGUGGUCCAUUCUGCGGCGCACUGGAUGUAUUGAACGCCGGCAUCUGCUGCUCUUAGGGAUGCUGCCCUUUUUGACUGGUGUCAUGCUCGUCGUGAUGGCUGACUUGGUGGCACCCGACUUUGAAAAUCACAGCAUGGAUGUGGUUGCUGCGAUGGGGUUCGUUUUUGUCAUGUUUGGUGUCUCCAGCUUGUUUCUGCCACUGACGAGGAUACGGAAGUUCCGCCAGAACUGGCGACCUGCAUUCCUUUGCAUGGUCGGUGCACUGACAUGGCUCGGAUUCUAUGUCUCCUAUGCCAUCUACUUCCGCAGACCUGCCUGGAGCUUCCAGACUUUGGACUUGAACUUUGCGUAUCCGUCGCUGAUGCAGACUGCGACUUUGAAUUGCGGUCCGCCGCUGCUUGCAUGCUACAUUUGGUCAUUUUUGCUUGCUUGGGGAGUGCGAAUGCAGAUCGUGCACAAGGAUCCAAGUGUCACUGAACACAUGAUGCAAGGUGUGGUCGAUCUGAGGGCGAACUCUGUCCAGGCCCUGGAGGAGGGCUUGCAAACCUUCCAGGCCAUCCAAUGCGGUGGGUGCUGUGGCAGUGUGGACACAGAAACUUCUGACUCGUCCGUGUCGGAGUGGGACGAGGACAGCGAUGUUACUAAUUCAACAAGUGCAUGGUGA